UCCCUGCGCUGAACAGCUGGAGACUGGGCUCUGUGUAUUUGCAAAGGGAGAAGGUCUCUAUAGAACGCCACCAAGGGCUGGGAGCGCAACACCUCACUGACAAGCCAUCUGUAAGGGGCAGAAAGACAGAAAACCACCUUCGUUUUUUAAAUUUUAUUUUUAACCAUGAAUAUUAAACUGACGGCAGGCUAUAAAUGAAAUAGUAGAAACGAAUUGAAAGUUUAAAUCAAUGGUACAGGGGGGUAUUAUGUCCAGGACGCCUUCCACCUCAACCCAGGAAAUCCAGAUGGACAUGUUUGACCACCACGGCUCUCAGGGGAAAUAUAUGAAAAGGAAAAGUCGUUUUAAGCGCUCGGAUGGCAGCACUUCCUCAGACACAACCUCCAACAGCUUUGUCCGACAGGGCUCAGCAGACUCCUACACCAGCCGUCCCUCAGACUCUGACGUGUCUCUGGAGGAGGACCCUGAGGCUCUCAGGAAAGAAGCAGAUAGGCAAGCUCUUGCCACCCUGGAGAAAGCCAAGACCAAGCCUGUAGCGUUUGCAGUGAGGACUAAUGUCGGGUAUAAUCCAGGGCCUAAUGAUGACGUCCCGGUUCAAGGCAUGGCCAUCUCUUUCGAAUCCAAAGACUUUCUCCACAUCAAAGAGAAAUACAAUAAUGACUGGUGGAUCGGGCGUUUGGUGAAGGAGGGAUGUGAGGUGGGUUUUAUCCCCAGCCCAGUUAAGCUUGAGAGUACCCGGCAAUUACAAGAACAGAGAAUGAGACAGAACCGCCUCAGUUCCAGUAAGUCUGGUGGAAGCUCCAGUCUGGAUGUUGCCACAGGUGCCCGGAGACCCACCCCACCUGGAACAGCUGACUUGUCCCUGGGGCUUUAUGACGAUGCUUUGGAUUCGGAUGUUGAGGAGAUGGAGACUGCCGACACCCGUGACCAUAAGGGUGUGGGUGGAAGUGUCACCUCCCCUCAAGGCAACCUACCCCGCCUCCCUUUCUUUAAGAAGAUGGAACAUGUUCCCCCGUAUGAUGUGGUACCUUCCAUGAGACCCAUAAUUCUGGUGGGACCUUCACUUAAGGGCUACGAGGUGACAGAUAUGAUGCAGAAGGCUCUUUUUGACUUUUUAAAACACAAAUUUGAGGGCAGAAUAUCCAUCACCCGGGUGACAGCAGACAUCUCACUUGCCAAACGUUCCGUCCUAAACAACCCCAGCAAACACACGAUCAUCGAGCGCUCCAGCACCAGAUCCAGUCUGGCUGAGGUACAGAGCGAAAUAGAAAGAAUCUUUGAGUUGGCUCGAACGCUUCAGUUAGUGGCUCUGGAUGCUGAUACGAUUAACCAUCCAUCUCAACUGGCCAAAACAUCACUGGCACCAAUCAUAGUCUACAUCAAGAUUGCCUCUCCAAAGGUGUUGCAAAGGCUGAUAAAGUCUCGGGGUAAAUCUCAGGCCAAACAUCUCAAUGUCCAAAUGGUGGCAGCUGAUAAACUAGCACAAUGCCCUCCAGAGCUUUUUGACAUAAUAUUAGAUGAGAAUCAGUUGGAGGAUGCAUGUGAGCACCUGGCUGAAUAUCUGGAAGCGUACUGGAAAGCUACACAUCCCCCCAGCAGCAACCCACCCAACCCUUUGCUCAACCGCACUAUGGCCACAGCCGCCCUGGCAGCCUCGCCUGAACCCGUCUCUAACCUGCAGGGGCCAUUCCUGGUGCAUGGGGAACAGAAGAGGGAAGGACCUGAACUUGGGAGUCUCCAAGACUACCAGAGCGACCUGAGUGGAAAGCAGCCACUGCGCUCAUCACGCAGCCAGUUACAAACAAGCGGACGGGGUCUGUCACGACAAGACACGUUCGAUUCUGAGACCCAGGGCAGCCGCGAUUCCGCCUACACCGAUGACAUGGAGACCGACCCAUACGAGGAGCCGGACCCAUGUCGCUACCGUCCAAAUCCUGGCCAGCAUGCUCCUCGCCAGGCCUCAUGGGAGGAUGAAGGGGCGGAGCCUGAUCAGGAGAACCUCAACGUGGUCCCACCACCGACCAAUCAGCAUCAGCGUGGACGAGGCAAGCUGAGAGAGCGCUACUGUCAAGAUGCAGAAGGGGCUGGAGCAACAACCGGCCGUAACCAUAACCAGGAGGAGUGGAGCAGAGAUGUGUAUAUCCGCUAGAGCAGGUUUACCUGACACGGGAGAGAAAAGAGAAGAUCACCAAUGGGACGGGAUGGGGUGGUUGAAGAUUUGAUGCUAUCUAGAAAUGAUUCGGAUCUGUUUACAACCCAGAGAAACACACAAUCAUUGACAAACGCUGUACAGCUAACACUCACAACAUUUGCAUUAUUCAGACAAAGCUUUCAGCCAUUACAAAAAAGUUUUUGAGGAGGAUCAGUAGAAAAACCUUUGUUUUAAAUUCGUCUUCAUUCUGUUUUACUUUUGUAUAGAACUGCAUGACUCCUAAUCAUAAUGAGGUUAGUAACCGUUCUUGCUGAACAUUAAAUAUGAUUCAGAAUGUAUAACCAAAAUCUUGCAAUUGUGUGUGUGUUGGGUUUGUAGGUUGGUUGAGCGUGUGUGUGUGUCCUCUGUAGUCUUAAACAGGGUCUUUCUGAUACACAAGAGUCUUGGGGGUGUCCCAACAGAGCGUGCCGAUAUUUUUGGCAUAUUUUAUUCUAUUUAUUUUAUUUAUUGAGUCCCAAAGGACUGUUUUUAGCCUCCUAAAACCUUUACUUUCUUCAGAGCUCCACCGCUGCUAUGUAUUCUUCCAGUCUAGGAGGGGUGCUGUGGUGCUCACUUUAGUUUAAUAGGGCUAAAUGCUGAUGUGCAUACGUGUACCAAUGCUAAUCCAGAUCUGCUAGUUUUUAAAAAAUGACAAUAAUAUGCAAAUGUAAUUUAACUCCUUUAAAAGAGUGACAAAUAUCGAAACUAAAUAUCAGUCCAAAACGUUUGAGACCACUGCUAAAGUCUAACAGGUUACUGUGAUCUUAGUCUUGUGGAAAAUACCUUUGUGUUGAAUUGUCUUCUGUGCCUGUUCAGGGGCGUUCAGCGUUCUGCCACCAAUGUACCACUGCCAUCAGAAACAUGUUCUGCCUUAUGAGCACGUCAGUCACACAGGUCAACCAAUCACAAGUGCCAGAAUCUUUCAUCAGGCCAUGCCUGCUGUAACCAUGGUGGGCUGUCUUAACUCAGUGCAAAACAUAUAGUUGUCGUUGUUGUGCGUGUGAUUUAGUUUACAUUGCUAGUCACUUUUAGAUGAAGCAAUGUGUUUAUAGCAUGCCAGUUUAAGGAUUCACUUCACAGCAAGAUAUCAGAAGCCAGAUAUAGACACAGUUAUUUAUUCUCACAGUGAUUUACAUCCACACACUCACUGUCAGUACCAAACUGCCAAACACGCUAUUGCUACUGCUUUUUGUGUUGUUAUCUCUGUGGCCAAUUUAUAAGCCAUUUGUGUGUGUGCGUGCGCGUGAAAGAGAAAAUCUGGAGUCUACUAUUUUAUGUAACCAGAGCGUUGGUGAAUGUCUUUGAGCCUCUUUUUACCCUCAGCUAUGAUUUAAAAUAUAAUGACACAAUUCGCUAAAUACAAGUAGAUAGCUUAUUAAAUAAUGUUAUUGUUGCAUUAUCGCAAUUGUUUCAAAAAAUAAAGAAAAACGUAUUCUUUGGUGCCUGAUUGUAGCUCCACUUUACUUUUUUUUUUAAUUUGUGGAUAAAUUCAUAUUUUGAUUAAAGAUUUUGAUCUGGAUCAACUGUGGUUGUGUUGUUGCUAUUGUCAUUGUGCUGUUGCUAUUGUUGUAGGUUGCAGAUUGUAGACAGAUAGAGAAAGAGAUACACGAAUGUCUUGUGGGAAACAUGAGAUGAAGAGAUGCUGGAGUGGUGAAAUUGAGUGUAAAGUGUGUGAAGUGAUGGGGGAAGAAGGAGUGAGAAUGCUAUCUGGUGGUGGGGGGUCAGGCAGAAAACAAAAAGAAAGGGGCAAGGAAACAAUGCAGGAAACAGACAAUGGGGUGUGAGAGAGAAAUGAAAAGAUGUUUAUCACCUCUCAUUUAUGGGGGCAAUCCUGGUUUACAGUCAAACCCCAGAAUCGACACGAGUUUGUGUCUGUGAAAUAUACAUUACAGUAACAUUAAUAUUAACAUUUGGCUACAUUACAGUAACCAAAUAUUAAAAUAAAACGUGUCACAUAACACUAUAUUUAAUAAGUAUACUGCAAAUUUUCAUAACUAUGUCUGGAAAUAAUUGUACAUAAAUCAUAAGUGUUGCCUCACUUUUUCUUGAGUAACACACAUAAGAAAACAAACAUCUGUUGAAUCAGUAACACUUUUUUAACAGGUGUGACAUGAGGAAUACAUAAAUGAAGACCACAGAAAAUAAACCUUCACAGAUGUGUGAAUAACAUUAAACCACACUCAUGUAUGUGCACAUCCGCCCUGCACAUUGCACGUUUCUGCUCUUCCUGUAGCAGCUUCUCUGACAUUCAGGUCAUUCUUGACAUUUAACUUGUGACAAAACUGCUAAUGUUGAGAAAUGUAACAUUUAAACAUAAAACAGUGCUUAGGUGUGGGUGUUGUGUGAAACCUGAUUCAGCUCAGGACUUAAGCAUGACAUAGACAGAAAAAAACUUACCGGAAAUUCAUCAUGGUCUGAUCAUAUCAUUCAAAAGGAACAAUAACAGUGAAGUGAACACAAUACAUUACAUUCCGAGUAUUCAAAUGAUGUGUUUCCAUUAAUGACUUGUUUCGGUGGCGAUUAUUUUUUAUUUUUUGUGCUUUUUUAUUAAACCAUAUCAUUAAGUGUUAUUUAGUGUUAAAAUGAGAUUAUUGGAAAAAUGUGUACUAC
Molecule: messenger RNA, 4801 nt
Organism: Triplophysa rosa
Lineage: Eukaryota; Metazoa; Chordata; Actinopteri; Cypriniformes; Nemacheilidae
Gene: cacnb1
Product: calcium channel, voltage-dependent, beta 1 subunit
Exons: 14
Coding region: 230-2149 (639 amino acids)
Biological process (GO): chemical synaptic transmission; regulation of voltage-gated calcium channel activity; calcium ion transmembrane transport
Cellular component (GO): voltage-gated calcium channel complex
Molecular function (GO): high voltage-gated calcium channel activity; protein binding
Source: RefSeq, a predicted model, not a curated record